CUAGAAUUUAACCGCGAAGUUAUCUUCCUCCGUGAACGAUCCCAACUCCGCCGUCUUCCGCCGCUGAUCUUCGAAGCGGGCAAUCUCGGAGACUAUAUCUUCUCCGUACUAGAAAAAAGGAGAGAACUUGGAAGUUUUUACAGAUAAUAAAAUGUCCAGAGCAAUGGCUUCCCUUACAAUCAAAGCGAUUUUCUGUAUGCAAUUGCUACCUUUGCUCAUCGGAGCUUUUUCCGUUAUCCGAAUCAACCGUAGUUGGGAUAUGGAAGAAGGAUUGCUACGAAGGCAAACCGGACACCAGAGAGAGUUUGAUUACUUCAAGCUAUCUCUCUUAUGGCCUGGCACGGCUUGCCGGAAUACCACCAAAUGCUGCUCUUCCAAUGCCUGUUGCCGCUCAAACUCACCAUCAAUAUUCACUAUUCAUGGACUUUGGGCUGAUUACAAUGACGGAACUUGGCCUGCAUGUUGUUCUGGCCCCCAAUUUGAUAGGGAGCAGAUUUCAACACUGCGUAGGCCUAUGAAGAAGUACUGGCCUUCUUUUAGUUGCGAGGCCACCUCAACUUGUCACCAUGAAAAAGGAUCAUUUUGGGCUCAUGAGUGGGAAAAACACGGAACAUGUUCUUAUCCAGUUGUCCAUGAUGAGUAUGAGUACUUCCUGAUGACUUUGAAUGUUUACUUCAAAUAUAACGUCACUGGAGUUCUGUUUGAAGCCGGGUAUGUACCCUCAAAUUCUGAGAAAUAUCCAUUGGGAGGCAUCAUUUCAGCCAUUCAAAAUGCCUUUCAUGCAACUCCAGAGUUGAUAUGCUCAGGCGAUGCGGUGGAGGAACUAAGAAUAUGCUUCUAUAAGGAUUUACAGCCUCGUGAUUGUGCAAGUGGAUCUAUCAUUAAAAGUGGUAGAGUCUCUUCUGGGUCAUGUCCUCAGUAUGUCAGCUUGCCAGUAAAUGGAUCAGGGGGUAACAAACAAGUGGCUGGGUUCGGUCUCAAGCUUUGCUUUGCAGUUCACUUACUAUUGAUUUUUGCAUUUAUCUGAGAAGGGCUUGACAACACAACGGCAGAUUUUUUAUCUGAGCGAUAGUCUUACAGCAGUUCCCCAUGGUCUAAGUCAAUUUGAUCAGGUAAAUUUGACAAGGGUUAUAAGAUCAGAUCCUUAUUGCUUUGUGAAGAUGUUUAGCGUUCAGCUUGGUAUUUAUAAGCUAUACAUUCUUCUUGUAAAGAUUAUGAGAUGAUGUUGGUGUAAGUUACUGGUCUUAUCGAAAUAGCAUCUCAACGAGGAUU
Molecule: messenger RNA, 1272 nt
Organism: Solanum verrucosum
Lineage: Eukaryota; Viridiplantae; Streptophyta; Magnoliopsida; Solanales; Solanaceae
Product: ribonuclease 2-like
Exons: 10
Coding region: 152-1027 (291 amino acids)
Biological process (GO): RNA catabolic process
Cellular component (GO): extracellular region
Molecular function (GO): ribonuclease T2 activity; RNA binding
Source: RefSeq, a predicted model, not a curated record